Messenger RNA from Metarhizium robertsii ARSEF 23, 462 nucleotides. RefSeq lists its product as uncharacterized. The coding region runs from base 1 to 462 and encodes 153 amino acids. NCBI's taxonomy places the organism in Eukaryota, Fungi, Ascomycota, Sordariomycetes, Hypocreales, Clavicipitaceae. The transcript has a single exon. The record is from RefSeq and is a predicted model, not a curated record.
AUGCGAACCACCGCUACCUUGUCUGCCAUUCUGGCAGCUUCUGCGUUCACUCAGGCCAUGUCUAUUUCCACUGAGCCUCUGAUCCCCACGGAGCUUCCGAUCGCUACCUCUGAGUCUCAGUUCACCGCUACUGUUGUCUCGCCGCCUCUAUUUACUGAAACCACUGCCCCCGAGGACAACGGGACCGCAGUGAUCAUCUCUGACACGUCCGUUACUUAUCCAACUCUUUCAACCGCCUCGGGAUCACCAGUUCCUUCGGGCAACUCGAGCGGCAUCCUGCCUACUGGCACUGGCGGCGCUGGCGGCACCGGAGGCACCGGAGGCACUGGAGGCACUGGACGUCCUCCAGUCCCGACUUCUUCCCAUACCACCGGGCCUACCGCCGGCGCUGCGUUGACCACCACGCAAAACUCAUGGUUGGCCAUGGGCAUUGCCGUCGUCAUGGCUUCAUUGAUUCUAUAA